Ceraceosorus bombacis is the source of this 446-nucleotide messenger RNA. Lineage: Eukaryota; Fungi; Basidiomycota; Exobasidiomycetes; Ceraceosorales; Ceraceosoraceae. The record is from the annotation of a GenBank genome assembly.
AUGCCAGGAGCCGGAUCUGUGAGUUGCGAGUUGCGGGUUGCGAGUUGCGAGUUGCGGGUUGCGCGUUGGAAGCAGCUUCGUCAAAAUGUGAUGGUGAUGCCCCACUGAUCCUUUAUUUCAUUCAUGAUUUGUGACGCCAUCCCACCCCACCUCACCCCGCACCUGAACCUGCACCUGCACCCCAACUCUGACCCUGACUUCUUUCCAUCUUUUGCGCAUCCCCACCCCCCCACGCACGCCACCGCCACGGACAGGUGGAUCAGAUUGCGGAUUCGGAAGGAGCGUACGACCCUAAGAGGACGCGUCCUGAUGAGUCAGCUGGCAAGAUUCAGCGAGAGAAACCGCAGACGGAUAUGAGCAAGACGGCCGCUUCUUCCCAGCCUAGCGAUCUGGCUACCAAGAAGGGGAAAGCUACGCCUAGUGGAGAGAGCAGCUCUAGCGGUUGA